Plutella xylostella (diamondback moth) is the source of this 10560-nucleotide messenger RNA. Lineage: Eukaryota; Metazoa; Arthropoda; Insecta; Lepidoptera; Plutellidae. The record is from RefSeq and is a predicted model, not a curated record.
AUGACGCGCGUGGCUGUGCCGCCGCCGCCGCCGCCGACGCCGCCGCCGCGCCGCUCACAGAUGACGAAACUCCGACUCUACCAUUCUCAAAUGUCUUUUGUUGACUUGUCGGAUAAGUGUAAAUCCAUAUACACCAUAAACAAUCGAACAUCACUAACCGUCCCCUCUCCUCCACAGAUCGAAGUGACAGUCCUGGACAAGAACGACAGUCCGCCCGAGUUCCAGAACAUUCCGGCCGCCUACCUCGCGUCUGAAGACCUGGCGCUGGGGCAGACCAUCGCCACCAUCACGGCUAUUGACCCCGACAGCAUUGGGACUACCAGCUACAGCCUGCAGUCGGCGCAGGGGCUGCCCUUCGAGCUGGACCCCCGGAGUGGAGCGCUGACGCUGCGGGAGCCACUGGAUCGGGAGGUGGAGGCUGAGUACCAGCUCACGGUGCGAGCUGAUGAUGGGGUCCAGUUUACGGAUGUUAAUGUUGUUGUUCAGGUCACCGACACAAACGACAACCCGCCUGUCUUCCAAGAGACGGCCUACUCCUUCGACAUCCCCGAGAACGCGGCCCGCGGCGCCACCGUCGGCGCCGUGGCUGCCUCCGACCUGGACGCUGGAGAGAAUGCUCGCAUCACAUACACGCUCAUCUCUGAUUGGGCCAACGAUGUGUUCUCUCUGAACCCUCAGACUGGAGUGUUCACGCUGACUGCUAGGCUGGACUAUGAAGAGGUGCAGCAUUACAUCCUGGUUGCGCAGGCGCAGGACAACGGGCGCCCGUCGCUCUCGGGCACCGUCACGGUGUACGUCAACGUCGUGGAUCUCAACGACAACGCGCCGGCCUUCGACCCCAUGAGCUUCUCCAACGAGCUCAACGAGGAUGUGCGCGUCGGGACGCCCGUUGUGACGAUUAGCGCUACUGAUCUCGACUCAGGACUCAAUGGAAAACUGUCCUAUACCAUCACAUCGGGCGACGAAAACCAAGACUUCGCCAUAGCAGAGAACGGAACGAUUUACACAAGACGACUGUUAGACAGAGAGACUCUGCCGACAUACAACCUGGUGGUCACUGCCAGAGACUCGGCCGUGGCUCCCGAGCCACAACUGUCCUCCACUGUACAGGUGACCAUUCAACUGAAAGAUGUCAACGAUAUGGCUCCAGAAUUUAUAACAUCCAAUGUUACGACCAUAUCAGAGAACAUUCCCUUGAAUACUGCCAUCAUGACGAUAAAGGCUGUAGACAAAGAUGAAGGGAGAAAUGGAUACGUGGAAUACUUUAUGCUACCGGACCCUGAAGUCAAUGGAUUAUUCUCACUAGGAAAUGUCGAUGGUAUACUAAGAGCUACAGGAAAAUUAGACCGAGAACUAAAAUCAAACUACACGAUAAGUGUUUCAGCAAGGGAUAGAGGGGAUCCACCAAAAGUAACUGAAACCAAAAUAACAAUAGAUAUAAUGGAUGAAAAUGACAACAGCCCUGUAUUUGAUCCCAAACAAUACAGCGCAUCUGUACCAGAGAAUGCUAGCAUCGGCGCAAGCGUACUACAGGUAUCAGCCACUGAUAUUGAUGAGGGAAUAAAUGGUCGAGUAAGAUACUCAAUAGCGUCUGGUGACGAGAAUAGAGACUUCAGCAUCAGCGAGGACACCGGCGUGGUGAGAGUGGCCAAGAACCUCAACUUCGAGAGGAAGGCGCGCUACAUACUCACUGUGAGGGCAGAAGAUUGCGCAGAAAAUGAUGUUAGAUUUGAUACGGCUGAGUUAUCCAUUUCAAUUCAAGAUAUAAACGAUAAUCCGCCUACGUUCCUAGACUCACCAUACUUAGCGUAUGUAAUGGAAAAUGUUAUUCCACCUAACGGCGGCUAUAUAAUAACAAUACAAGCUUACGACGCUGAUUCACCGCCGUUCAACAAUCAAGUGCGUUAUUUCAUAAAGGAAGGAAAUGCUGAUAUUUUCAAGAUAAACGCUUCGACUGGGCAGAUAUCACUAUUGAGAACCCUAGAUAGAGAGGCGCAGGAAGAAUACACGCUUGCACUUGUAGCAAUGGAUACAGGUUCUCCGCCACUUACCGGUUCCGGCACUGUGAAGAUCGUGGUUCAAGAUGUUAAUGACAAUAGCCCUGAAUUUGAAAGGCAAAGCUAUAGAACCGCUGUAAAGGAAAAUUUACCAUCGGGCACUAUCAUUUUGAAUCCUAAAGCCACAGAUAAAGAUAUGGGAAAUAAUGCAAAGAUAAGAUACAGCCUACUGGGAGAUAAAUCGGAACGCUUUCAUAUUGAUUCUGCAUCUGGUGUUAUUGCUACUAACGCUACAUUGGAUAGGGAAGAAUGUGACAAAUACUACUUGAUUCUAAUGGCUCAAGAUUCAUCAACGACCGACCCGAGAACUGCUACUGCAAACUUAACUAUUGUUGUCGAAGAUGAAAAUGACAAUACACCUACUUUUGUAUACCCAGUUUACGAAACGUAUAUUUCGGAAAGAACAAUGAUUGGAGAUUUCGUGUUUGGUGCCAAGGCUACAGACAUAGAUAUUGGCCUUAACAAGAAGAUUGUUUACGAUCUCAAAGGUGAACAUCGGGAUUUGUUCGACAUCAAUAGUGAGACUGGGGUUAUCAAAGCGAGGGAAAACCUAAUGAAAUACAGAUUGAAGAGUGGGUCCACUUUUAAUCUUGUAAUAACAGCUACGGACUCAGGUGUAAACCCACGGCAAAACACCACCGACCUCGUACUUAUACCGAAGUCUUCAAAGAACUUCCCAAAGUUUAAUGUGACUAACAAACUUACAUACACUUUCUCUGAAAAUACGCCUGAAGGUGUCUUAGUAACACAACUAGCCGCAUCAUCCCCCAAAAAGGGUCCGACUGGGCUUUUGCAAUAUGCUGUUGCCGGUGGAAACGUUGGCGAUGCAUUACGGAUAGAUCCUAUGUCCGGAGAAGUGUAUAUUACUGGAAAAGGCCUAGAUUAUGAAACAAUGCCCCUAUACGAGGUUUGGUUUGAAGUAAAGGACUCGGAUAACCCGCCAUUAAAAUCGUUUAUCGAGAUUGAGAUAAAAGUAACGGACGCUAAUGAUAACGCUCCCGUAAUUGAAAAUGCCCUUUACAAUGCUACAGUGUUGGAAGAGGAAGUAACACCUCAGCUAGUAAUAAAAAUUGAAGCUCAUGAUGAUGAUUCUAAUGACAACGGAAGAAUAUCAUUCAGACUAGUUGAUGAUUAUGACGGAACUUUUGAAAUUGAUAUGGAGAGUGGUGAAAUCUACACAACUAUGGAACUCGAUAGAGAAACAAAGGAAUUUUAUGAGGUUGUUGUUGAAGCCUACGAUCAUGGUGUACCUCAAUUAGUUGGUACAUCUACUGUGCUUGUAACAGUGCUAGAUAAAAACGACCAUCCUCCCAGAUUUACUCGACUAUUCAGUGUUAAUGUUACUGAAAACGCUGAAAUAGGCUCCUUCGUAAUUAAAGUAACUAGCUCUGACCUUGACACCGGUCCAAAUGCUAACGCUACUUACAGUUUUGUACAAAAUCCUGGUCAGAAGUUUGUUAUUGAUCAUACAACUGGAAAUGUUACAGUAGCUGGCACUUUAGACAGAGAACAACAAGAUGAAUAUAUUCUUAAAGUGGCUGCUAUAGAUGGCUCUUGGAGAUCUGAAACUCCGCUAACAAUAACUAUACAAGAUCAAAAUGAUAACGCGCCUGAAUUUGAAUACUCUUACUACAGUUUUAACUUCCCUGAACUUCAGAAGAAAAACAGCUACGUCGGCCAAGUUAUUGCAACUGAUAGAGAUAAACAAGGUCCUAACUCCAUCAUAUCAUAUUCGUUUCAACAACCUUCAGAUUUGUUUGCCAUUGACCCUGCUACGGGUGACAUUUUGAGCAAAUCCGUAAUGAACUAUAAACGAACAUCUGUGGACACAUCGCCAGAAAAUAUGUAUUCAGUAAUAGUUCUAGCGACUGAUAACGGAAAACCGCCAAUGUCUUCAGAAUGCCUUGUCACAAUUAACGUUGUAGAUGCAAAUAAUAACGCGCCUUCAUUCAAAGACCACGAACGGUUUGUGCCAGUACCUGAAGACGCUACUUUUGGAGAAAAAGUAAUAAAAUUAGUGGCUGAAGAUAACAUGGACUAUGGAAUAAAUGCUGAAAUUGAGUAUUCUAUCUCCGGAGGUAAUGGCACUGCAUACUUCUCUAUUGAUAAUGCUAAUGGCUGGAUUGUUGUGAAGAAACAGUUUUAUUCACUAGGCCGAUACUAUGAACUAAAAGUUAGAGCUGUUGAUCGAGGAGUACCACCACAGUCGGAUGAGACCACCAUUACAUUUGUUGUAACUGGUGAAAAUGUUUACACGCCUAAAUUCACAGCUUUGAGUUACCAAGUGAUUGUCCCAGAAAAUGAACCUAUCGGAUCAUCUAUAUUAACUGUCAAAGCAACUGAUGAUGAUGACGGCCCAAAUGGCAUUGUUCGUUAUUCUAUCUCAGCAGGAAAUCAAGGCAAAGAGUUUAAAAUUAAUCCAGUAUCGGGUGUGAUAAGCAUAGUGUUACCUUUGGACUUUGACACUAUCCAAGAGUACCGCCUAAACAUUUCAGCAAAAGACCUCGGCUUUAAAUCGAAAGAAACAACUGCUACCCUCACAAUUUUACUAACAGACAUAAAUGACAAUGCUCCCCGAUUUAAUCAAUCGUCGUACGUCGCUUAUCUACCAGAAAACUCACCUGUAAAUAGUUUGAUAUAUAAAGUUACUGCUAUUGACGUAGACUCUCCCAAGAAUGCUAUUGUGAAAUAUCACAUCAAGGAUCCAAUGAACUCUUUGUUCCGCAUUGACACAAUUACAGGAGAAAUAUUUUCUAGAGAAGUAUUUGAUUAUGAAGAAAAGUCAACAUAUACACUGAAAGUGUUAGCUGAGAACCCAAAUUCUGCAAUGCGGAACCUUACUGAAGUAGUAAUACACAUUACGGGCGUCAAUGAAUUUUAUCCCAAGUUUAUACAACCAGUUUUUCAUUUUGAUGUAUCGGAAUCAGCUGAAGUUGGGACCAACGUUGGUGUUAUACAGGCCACCGAUCAAGAUAGCGGAGAUGAUGGCAUUGUAUACUACUUGUUUGUUGGAUCUAGCAACGACAAAGGAUUUAGUAUCAAUUCUCAAACUGGGGUAAUACGAGUUGCUAGAUACCUAGAUAGAGAAACACAAAAUAGGGUAGUUUUGACAGUGCUAGCGAAGAAUUCUGGCGGAAUAAGAGGAAACGACACCGAUGAAGCACAAGUUAUUAUAUCAAUCCAAGAUGGUAAUGAUCCUCCAGAAUUCCUGAAAAAUUUCUAUGACGCUACAAUAUCUGAAGGAGCUACUAUUGGUAAAGAAGUUAUACAAGUUCAAGCUGUCGACAAAGAUGUUCGACCACAAAACAAUCAAUUCAGUUAUUCUAUUAUUGGAGGAAAUGCGAACCAAAACUUCAAAAUAGAUCCACAGACAGGAGAGAUUGAAGUAGCUAGACAUCUUGAUAGAGAAACAUCUCCUGUAUACUCACUUAUUGUUGGUGCUAUAGAUACUGGAAUACCGCCACAAACUGGUACAGCUACCGUUAAGGUUACGCUUACUGACAUAAAUGACAAUGGCCCAUCUUUUGAUGUAGAAAACUUCAAUGGCGCAGUUUAUGAAAAUGAACCACCAAAUACAAGCAUUGUCACGUUAUCAGCCAGUGACCCAGACUUGCCACCAAACGGUGCACCAUUUUCUUAUGCUAUAAUUGGUGGACAGCAUCAAAGUUAUGUCAAGAUACAGAAACACACUGGUAUUCUCCUAACAACAAAGAAAAUAGACAGAGAGCUUACUCCCAAAUUGGAAAUACAAAUACAGAUCGAAGACAGCGGAACACCUGUAAUGAAAUCCAAUUAUACAAUAUUUGUCAAAGUGCUAGACAGAAAUGAUAACCCACCAUUAUCUAGAUCGGUUCACGUUCUUGUUUACGCAUUCAAUAACAAAGUGCCAGUGGGAAAAAUUGCUGACGUUAGACCUAAUGAUCCAGAUAUUGUAGGAGACUAUCGAUGCAGAAUACUGAAAGAAUCUACAUCUGAAAGUACUCUAUCACUAUUGAGUAUCAGGAAAGGGUGUGAUUUGUACACAAAUGCCAUCAAACCAGGACAAGGCUACUCUUUCUCAGUUUCUGGAAAUGAUGGUAUACACAGAGACGUGACAUCAUCGAUCAGUGUAGAGUUCUUCUCGUUUGACAACGCCACGGUUGAACAAUCUAUCACCGUCAGAGUACUCAAUAUGACGGCCUCAGAUUUCUUAACGCAGUACUAUCGAAGUUUACUUGAAUCGCUGAAAGGUGGUCUAAACAGCGGAGAAAAUGUUUACCUUUACAGCAUUAAAGAGUUUGACGGUGGUUUGGAUUUAACAAUAGCAACAAAACAGAAAUAUAGAACGUGGGAAAGAAAAGAAACUGAAAGCUACAUAAAAAGCAGAGAAUUUGAUAUCAAGAAAUUGUUGAAACGUCAAAUCAUCGUAUCGUACUUACCUUGUGCUAAUCACGACUGCGAUAACGGAGGUCUGUGCACCGACUCCAUGAAAGUAAUGGAAGAGACCAAAAUAACAGAAAGUCCAACGUUAAUUCUGUCAUCACCACUGGUUAGCCAUGAUUUCACUUGCCACUGUACAGAUGGUUUUAUGGGUAAGAAUUGUGAAAAGAGACAAGAUCCAUGCUCACCGAAUCCUUGCCGAUUCGGAGGUCAAUGUAGGAAGCAGGGUCAUGAUUUUGUUUGUACGUGUCCAUCAAGACGAGAGGGAAAAACUUGCGAACUGGAAAGAGGCGAUGUCUGCAGCAGCAACCCUUGUAAGAACGGAGGAUCAUGCAAAGAAAGCUCGGACCGUAAUUCCUUCUUUUGCUUAUGUCGCCCUGGUUACCGAGGAAAUCAGUGUGAGGCUCUCGUAGAUUCAUGCAGACCAAACCCAUGCAUGUAUGGAGGUGUGUGUGUCAGUUUAAAACCAGGCUAUAAGUGCAGCUGCAUUGAUGGUCGUUACGGAAAGCACUGUGAAAGCUCCACAUUCGGAUUCAAUGACCUCUCUUACAUGAAGUUCCCUGCCCUAGACGCAUCCACUAAUGACAUCACGUUAAUAUUUGCCACUCGAAGACCUGAUGCACUACUGCUCUACAACUAUGGAGCCCACACAGGAGGGCGAUCAGACUUUAUUGCUAUCGAACUAUUGGGAGGGAAGCCCGUAUUCUCCUUUGGAGGAGCUAGAACUUCAAUAACAUCCGUCGCUAUAACGAAUACUGACAAGAACCUGGCAGACGGCGGCUGGUACAAGUUGACGGCCACUAGGAAUGGCCGCGUCAUAUCGCUGAGUGUGACGUCAUGCAGCGACCACGGGGACGUCUGCAUGGAGUGCAAGCCUGGCGACGACUCUUGCUACGCUGACGAUACUGGACAAGCUGGAACCCUCAACUUCAACAACGAGCCUCUUCUCAUCGGUGGUCUCCACAAGGCGGACCCGGUGCUGGAGCGUCCCGGACAGAUUCACUCUGAUGACUUCGUGGGCUGCAUCCACAGCAUCUCCAUCAACGGCCGCCUCCUCAACCUCACCAACCCGUCAGACUCAAGAGGAGUGGACCCCACUUGCGGAAGAUCAGAAAACGGAGCGUGUUAUAAGAAAAACGUCUGUGGUGCCGGCGAAUGCCAAGACAGAUGGAAGACCAACUACUGCAAAUGCCCUGGAAAUGUCAUCUCCCCAGAUUGCACGCAAUCUCUGCAGGCUAUUUCAGUCACGGAAUCUGGUAUAGUUCAGUAUGUUAUAUCUGAAAAACAUAGAAGAAUGCAGCUACUUGAAUCCUUCUAUGGUGGAAGCACGACGUGGGAGAGGAAACCGAUGAAGGCUAAGACGACCAGCAAAAUAACGAACCCGCCAAAAACGCUAACAUUCUUCUUUAGAACUUAUAGGAGAGAUGGAAUAAUGUUUUAUGCAGCAACUGAUAAAUACUAUACGCUGAUUGAACUAAUUGAUGGAAAAGUUAGCUAUAGUUCGAAACAAAACACAGUUGUUAAUAUGACUGUGGAUCAAGAGGACGUGUCAGAUGGAAAUUGGCACAACGUCACCUUGUUCUCACUUGGAAGAAGCAUUCGCUUGCUGGUCGAUGGUCGGCAUCUCGGCGAAGAAUUAGAUUCUGCUGGAGUUCACGACUUCUUGGACCCCUACCUCACCAUCAUGGCAAUGGGCGGAGUGAAAAAUGAAUGGUUCCCGCUAAACAGCUUCCGAAACUUUGAAGGAUGCCUUUCAAAUCUUACAAUUAAUAAUGAACUUCAACCUUUGAAUGGAAAUGGAUCUAUAUUUAGUGAAACAAUUCGCUUUGGCAAGAUCUUGGCUGGCUGUCACCACGCAUUCGCAGCAGGAUCCGCUCAAACACCGUCGCCGCUCAGCAUCGGCGUCACUCUCAUAAUAGUAUUUUUUAUCAUCUUAAUUGUUGCCAUACUGGUGUCAUUUAUAGUUUUCCGAUUACGCAAACAAAAGAAAGAAAAAGGUGACAUGCCAAAUGCUAAAGUAAACGUUAUUCACUCGAAGCAAAAUGGAGGCCCAGCUAUUUUGAAUGCACCAAACUUAAUUGCCGGGACAAACGACAGCUUAAUGAACAGAAGUAUGCACAAUAAUGAGACUAAUUUGAACAGCUAUAUGUCUGACAACGCCGACAUUAUGAGAAACGUGGGACAUAUUGUUGGGCCCGAGUUGCUGUCGAAGAAAUACAAAGAUCGUGACAUAAUGGGCUUAGAUCCGCCAAGACCGCAACGACCAGACAUCAUAGAACGUGAGGUUGUCGGUAAGAGUCCCGCGCUCAGAGAAGACCAUCACCCACCACCGCCACCUUCUACAAAUAAUUCCCACCAUAACCAUGACCACCCAAAUGGUAUGGACUUGAAUAUGGAUGGGCCAGAGCAUUAUGACUUAGAAAAUGCUAGUUCCAUAGCACCAUCUGAUAUUGAUAUCGUGUAUCACUACAAAGGAUUCAGAGACGGAGGAGUGAGAAAGUACAAAGCAACUCCACCUCCGAUAGCUGGCUAUCAUCACAAGCAUCAGACCCCUCCACACCGGCACUCUCCUCACCACGCGUCGGGGUACCCGCCCCGAGUGAUGCCGCAGCCAUCACAACCCCCAUCUCAGCCGAGACAACAUCAAACUACACCACUAGCUCGCUUGUCACCAAGCAGCGAGCUCAGUCAGCAGCCCAGGAUACUGACUCUGCAUGACAUCUCGGGGAAGCCGCUGCAGAGUGCCUUAUUAGCUACAACAUCCAGUUCAGGUGGUGUCGGAAAAGAUGCUCUGCACAGCAAUAGUGAGAGAAGUUUAAACAGUCCAGUCAUGUCUCAACUAAGUGGCCAGAGCUCUUCGGCUGGUAGAAAAACACCAAAUGCUCCGUUGCAAGUGCCUCCAGGCUCUGUCGGGUCCGGGGCUGUCGGAUUAACCUCAGAGGAGAUAGAAAGAAUGAAUGCGCGACAGCGGACGUCUAGUCUAGUGUCCACUCUAGAUGCGGUGUCCAGCUCCAGUGAAGCGCCCCGAGGCGGCGGCGGUGGCCACCACAUGUCACACCGACACCACUCGCCGCAAGCCGACAACCGGAGUUCUACAGGCUCUGAUGACGAAAGUGGGAAUGACAGUUUCACAUGUUCAGAGAUAGAAUACGACAACAACAGUCUGAACGCUGAUAAGCCUGAAGAGAUCAGGAGAAACAAUGUGAGUGCGGGCAGCAGUUCCAAGACACCAAUAAUGCCGCCUCCUUACGAAAGUUUUGACUCGUCUUUUCGCGGGUCUUUGAGUACACUAGUCGCGUCUGAUGACGACCUGACCCCUCACGUCCUCUACAGACAAGCCAAUGGCUCCCCAGCGCCCGCCACUUUAGGUUGGGACUACAUGAUUAAUUGGGGGCCAAAUUUUGAGAGCAUGAUAGGUGUAUUCAAAGACAUAGCAGAAUUACCUGACGCUGUAAACGGCAGGAUGUCUUCUUCACUGCGGCUUCCAAACGGAACGCCUAAACCUUCCGAGGAAUACGUUUAAAUUGAAGACUUAUUAACUAAUCUGUAUUAUAUAAAACUGUAUAGACUUAGGUUUAUAAUUUAGGAUAUAAAAAAUCUGGUAAUGAGAUUGAUGGAUAUUUUAACCCAGGUUUUAGUUCAGUUAAGACAAUUAGUUGUAAAUUUUGUACAAAAAUGUUGACGCGAUCUUGUAUCAAGGUUCGCCUCCAACCUCUUGCCAUAUCUUGUUGUUUUUGUAAGAUCGACUUCCAAUUUAUUAAUUAUUUAGCCUGUAACGAACAUUCAAACCUCAUUGUACAUAAUGUCAUUGUAGAUAUAAUUAACAAUAUUAUUUUGCUACUGUACAGUAUUUAGAAAUGUUUAAAUAUACAUACUUUGAUCUAAUGUUUGGUUCUGUAUCCACAUAAAAACUAUAUUGAAUCUUGAUCAUGAAAUUAGCAGUACUGUGUCGAUCAUAUUAUGUAAAGCCAUAAUAUUUUUUGUGAACAAAGUGCCAAAUGCCUUUUAACGUGUUAAUUAAAAGAACUGACUGAUUUUUUAAUUUUAUAUGUAAUAAAAUAAAUAAACAAUAAUUUGAAAAAUA